Molecule: messenger RNA, 2223 nt
Organism: Anopheles moucheti
Lineage: Eukaryota; Metazoa; Arthropoda; Insecta; Diptera; Culicidae
Exons: 6
Coding region: 127-2223 (698 amino acids)
Biological process (GO): proteolysis
Molecular function (GO): serine-type endopeptidase activity
Source: RefSeq, a predicted model, not a curated record
CACGCCUAGCAGUGCUCACUCCUCUGGUGUUUGUUUUUGUUUGGGAAUUCCCCAACGUAGUGAAGAUCUGUGUCUACAACAUUAUUUUUGUUCGACCGCAACCGGAGAGGUUAUCAGUAGUACAGCAUGGGUCGGGUAGGGUGCUACGCAAUCGCGUUGAUACCGUUGUGCCUUUUGCUGGUGGUAGAUUUGAGUUUAACGCAAAGCUGUGGCACAAGAAAGGUGGUCAACUUUCUUAUUGUGAACGGUACCGAAGCGAAGGAUGGCUAUUGGCCAUGGCAUGUGGCCAUUUUUCACAACAAUGCUCGAACGUUCGUUUAUGCGUGUGGAGGAACAAUUGUCGACCAGAAUACAAUUCUAACGGCGGCUCACUGCUUGAUGACGUCGAAUGAGAUCAUUGCAAGAGAGCGCCUCGUAGUGCAAGUUGGACGUAAUCGAUUACGCGUUGAUAGCAACCGCGCACAAGAGCACGAAGCGUUCCAGUUAAUUGUGCAUCCGCAAUACAACGUCAACAGUAUUCAACACGAUAUCGCACUUAUUAAGCUCGCCACCGACAUCACCUACACCGACUACAUCCAACCGAUUUGCUUGUGGAAUCGAAGCGAUGAUCUGCGCUUGAUCGAAGGCUCUUGGGGUACGGUGAUCGGAUUCGGUGUUGAUGAGACCGAUGAGGUUUCCGACACAUUGCGUGAAAUAACAAUUCCCAUCGUUAGCCAUUUCACCUGCAUCGAAAGCAACCGAGGAUUGUUUGGCUCACAGCUUACCUCGAAUAUGUUCUGUGCUGGUAAACGUGAUGGCAUCAGUGCCUGUAACGGCGACAGCGGAGGAGGUUUAUUCUUCAAGUACAACGAUGUCUGGUUCGUUCGUGGCGUAGUGUCUUUUACGAAGCCUCGUCAAAAUACGCGUUUAUGUGACACGAACGAAUACACCGUGUUCACCGAUGUGGCGAAGUACUUGAGCUGGAUUGGGCAACACGUUCGAGGAAUUGGUGAUCAACCGGAGAAAAAACGUCACGUCAACGAGUUGCUAAACUGGCCAAAAAUCAAAAAGAUCAGUGCUAUCCACGUGAAUGCGUUAAUAGAAGGUUUCGAGCGUCACACCAAGCUGCUAGAGCAGUUAGGUGAAGGGCCAGAGUUGUGGGGUGUGCUAUUAGUCCAACUGCUCGUGUCGAAGCUCGAUGAUACAACCCAGCGCGAAUGGGAACGUUCGGUUGAGGAAAAAGGCAGCACGGAUUAUACGACUACCAGAGUGUUACAACAAUUGGCUGAAGACGAAGGAGAAGCGUUGCCUUUCGGAAAGCGGGCACUGCUCGAAAACUUUUACGUGGACGAUUACAUAGGAGGUGCUGACGACGAAAACCAAGCCUUGCGGCUGAACAUUAUACCAACACUACCGAUGUCCACCUGUGGUCCCAAUCCGUAUGCCAGUCGCGAUGAAUUUUCCAAGCCAAUUCUGCAGGGAUACCCUUGGAUGGGAUUGCUGGAGGCAACAAUUCCGUCACAGAAUGAACCACAUACGUUUUGUCAGGCGAUAUUAAUUAGUGAUCGCUAUGUAAUAACUGCCGGAACUUGCGGAUUACUUAUACUUGACAAUUUGCUUUUGAUGACCAAUUUUCAUUGCAGAUCGUUCGUACGGCUGGGAGAGUACGACAGAAACAACGAAAGCGAUUGUGCACAAGUGGAUGGACGAAUGGUAUGUUCGCCACCAGUUCAAAUACUACGCAUUGAGUCGGUGAUCACGCACAAGGAGUUAAUCUCAUUUGAUAAAGACAACGAUAUUGCACUUAUUCGACUGCGCGACCGAGCGGACACUAGUCAGAGCAGUGUGAGGCCAAUCUGCCUGCCAGUGACGAAUGAGCUGCGCAGUCAAAAAUCAACCCACUACCUUUCCACUUCAUGGCCGUGCUUUUUCUUUAAGCAACAGCCUUUGCUCCAAAGAUCGCUACUCGAGUUUGUCAAAUUGAGCGAAUGUCAGCAGGAGUACGAAAAAGUUAAUAUUAGUAUAACGACACGCCACAUGUGUACAAAAUAUAGUCAAGAAUCAUGUGAGAAAAGAUGUAGAGGGACCCCACUGCAACUUGUGCAGGAAGUACAAGGAGAAAGUCGUUAUGUACUGUAUGGAAUACUUUCUUUACGGUAUUACGAUUGCCCUUUGAAUAUACCGGCAGUAUUCACAAACGUAGCAAGCUACGUAGAUUGGAUUCUAGAAAACAUAGAAGAGUAG